This is a messenger RNA of Oncorhynchus keta (chum salmon), 2908 nucleotides long. RefSeq names its product angiogenic factor with G patch and FHA domains 1-like. Gene Ontology annotation, biological process: vasculogenesis. Bases 100 to 2538 code for a protein of 812 amino acids. The transcript has 15 exons. Lineage: Eukaryota; Metazoa; Chordata; Actinopteri; Salmoniformes; Salmonidae. Gene Ontology annotation, molecular function: protein binding; nucleic acid binding. The record is from RefSeq and is a predicted model, not a curated record.
AAUACGUAUAAAAAAUAGAGGCGAUGGUCGAAGUGGAUUGUAAACACAUCAACUGUACCAAUUGUAACUCUCUUUAUUAUCAACAAAACAUGUGGUCGGAUGUGUCAGCAAUGCAGGGUGGUUACAAGAUGUUUAUGUUCAACUUUCAGGUUGAUAUUCUCGGCGGAGAGAAAGGAGGGCGAGCGUCCAAGCGAGGCAUACAAACGAAUCGCUGGGAGUAUGGCGACAAAUGGAGAGGAGGCGAGUGGAGGAGAGGAUGGGUCGGAGUCCGAGGUGGCUGAGCUUCGCCAGAAAGUAGAGUCGCUACAGAAGCAACUGAGAAACUGCAGAAAAGAACUGACCACAUUACAGAAGCAACUGACCACAUUACAGAAACAACUGAGCAAGUCUGAGCGGCUUCAGAAGAACACAGAAGGCUACAAUGAAGACUUGAGGAAACAGGUCGACAGGCUGAGUACAGAGAUUCAUGAACGGAAGACUAAGACGAACCGGAAAGCUGAAGCUGAGACACAGACAGCAGAAUAUACCUGGUCAGAAACUGAUUAUUACAACUACUACUAUGGAGGAGGCUACUACCGCGGUGAUGGUGUGGCAACAGACACCGAGGGGAUUGUGAUAGCAGAGGGGCAGGAAGCCACGGAUGCCUCACAGAUGACAGCUGCAGAAUCAACCAAUGACCCCGCUACAUAUAUGAUUACAGAUACAAUGACGGCCACAGAGACGGUUACAGAGGUGUCUGUGGGGGGUGGUGUUACUGCUGCUCAACCAGAGCAAGAGGUGGAUGCAGGCUCUAUAGCUGACAUGCUGAGAGCCACUGCUGAGCAGGCCAUGACACAGACUGGCUUUGUGUUUGAUGAGACCACCGGGAUGUACUACGACCACAGCACUGGCUUCUACUACGACUCGGCCAGUCAGUUGUACUAUGAUAACAACACGGGGAUGUACUACUACUACGAUGCAGAGAGUGGCAAGUACCAGUUCCACUCCAGGAUAGAGGUCCCUACUGUACAGCCUGUCUCCGAGACCAGCCAGGAGAAAAGGAGCCUGGACAAGAAGGGCAGGAAGUGGAAGAAAGUUCCAGAGAGAGCCUCUCGUCAGGAGGAUAAGGGCCUUGUAAAGGAGCUCGAGUUUGAGGAGUGGAUUGAGCGGCGAAUCCCCAAGAGGGAAGUGGCCUCGCGCAGGCAGAGGGGGCGGUCUGUCACUCCAGACACUCCUCCACAGAAGAAAAGCUCUUCAAAGACUCGCCGGGCGAAGAGCGCCGAACACUCGCUGAAGAGGAAGAAGAGGAAUGACUGGUCGCGCUCUGAUGCGAGCAGCUCAAGGAGGAAGAAGGCUAAGUCGGACAGACGGGGAAGCAAGGAGAAGGCAGCUGUGUCAGGGCGUGAUGGCUUGCGUGGGAACAGCGAGCCUGAGGAGGGGGAGAUCACCGAGUCGGAGGGAGAAUGGAAGUCUACAUCCUCCUCCUCUUCCCCCCCUCGUCCCACCAAAUACAGCUCAGAGUCAGAGAUGGAGAGUCAGGAAGUUGCUGAGGAGGUGUGGCCGCCCUGUGUGAGGGUGACAGUGGUCAGAUCUCCUGUGUUACAGACAGGAACACUCUUCAUCAUCACAGCUGACUCUCCAGCCACCAUUGGCAGGGAAAAGGAUAUGAACCAUGCCAUCAGAUUAUCUGAAAUGGGAGUCAGUAAGUUUCAUGCAGAGGUGUACUUUGACCAGGACCAACAGUGCUACAUGCUAGUGGACCAGGGAAGCCAGAAUGGAACUGUCCUCAAUGGCAACCGAAUCCUUCAGCCCAAAGCUAAGUGUGACCCUUGCCCUCUGACCCAUGGGGAUGAAGUGAAGAUGGGAGAGACUGUUCUGUCCUUCCACAUCCACUCUGGUACAGACACCUGUGAUGGCUGUGAACCUGGACAGGUCAUGGCUCACCUCGGCAAACACCAGAGAAACCAGCCGGAACAGACAGGUCCAGCUCCAACCAAAGAGGACAAGGAGCUGCUCAGACAGAAAGAACUGAAACAGAUGAAGGUCAAAUAUGGCCUGAAGGUGUGUGUGUGUGUGUGUGUGUGUGUGUGUGUGUCUCUCCCUCUGUCCCAACAGAGCACUGAGUAUGAGGAGACCAAAGCCCUGAGGAACCCCAGGUAUGUUGACAGGGCCGAGUCUCGUCGUCAGACUGUGGGCAGCGAGGGAGCCUUCCAACGUGACGACGCACCCGCCUCCGUUCACAUUGAGAUCAGUGAAGUCAACAAGGGAAGGAAGAUGCUGGAGAAGAUGGGCUGGAAGAAAGGAGAAGGCCUGGGCAAAGAUGGAGCUGGAAUGAAAGACCCGAUCCAGCUGAAGAUCCGGAAGUCCCAGUCAGGUCUUGGGGCGGGAGCUGCUGUGUCGGUGGACGAGGCUGGGUCUCUGAGCAAGAACAAGACCCAGAGGAACUGGGAGAAGGCCAGAGAGAGGUUUAAUGACACCUGCCAGCCAGAUACACCCACAGUCAAGAAGGAGCAGGGCCUGGUAACCAAACCUUGGGUUAAAGGAGAAGUGACUGAAUGACACCCUAGGCCAAUGUUUCUCAACAGUUCUAGUCUGUAUCUCAGAAAGGCUGGUCACACAAUCCACCAUGGAGAAGUGAGUAGUUGACUGGACACAGAUACACAGGGUGACCUAGUUCCAAUAUAUUUACUGACUGAAUCCACUUCUUGGAAUGAGAAUGGUGCUGGUACUCACUUAGAUGUUAUUCCAAUUUGCACUAAAGUGGGAUAUCUCUUAUGUUUCUAGUCCCUUCAGAAUUGGGUAUUGUAUUUUAAAUUGUAAAGAAUUAACAUGCUAAAGAACCUCCUUGUAAAGCAACUGUUAGAUUUGCCUGCGGAAUCUAUCAACUGUACAAUCAUGCCUAAUAAAUGUUGCUUUGAUUUUGUCUGCA